CAAACACAAGCAAAAUCAUCCGCAUUUCUCCUCCCACUCCACCGCUUGCCCGAUCGCAGUCCGCCGCUCCUCGCCCUCUCGCUCUCCUCCCACAGUUCGCCGCCGGAUGUUGUUCUGAAGAGAUGGAAUCAGGGUCCAAAACCGAGGAAAAUGUUGGUUACAGCAGCAUCACUGCCAAGAAAGCCCAGCUACAGUCUAUGCUCUCAGCUCUUCUGGAUGAUCCGAUAUUGUUCGAUGUUCCUAAGAAACCUACACUUGCAGAUGUUGACACCUUAAUAAAUUUGGAGCUCGGCAGUGCAAUGAAAAUAUCUGUCACUAAGGUGGACAAUACCUCUUUUGAUGUCGCAGUUCUGAACUCUGCUACUGUCAAGGAUUUGAAAUUAGCAAUCAGGAAGAAAAUAAAUGAAAUAGAGCAAGCCAAAAUGGGUCAUCGCCACAUUUCAUGGAGGCAUGUCUGGGCAAAUUUUUGCCUUGCUCACCAUAAUGAGAAGCUCAUUGAUGACAAUUCUAUGCUCACUGAAUAUGGCAUACAUAACAAUUCUAAGGUACACUUUUUUCCUUGCGUCGUGUCUCGGGCAUCCCAUAAACAUUCCAAGAGAAAGAAACACCGGUUUUUUCAUGGUCUUAGUAAACGAUCUGGGUUGGUCUGAUGACCCAGUUUUCGCAAAACUCCAAUUAUGCUAACCUGACUCGGUUUCCAAGAGAAAGAAACACCGGUUUUUUCAAGGGUAGCCAGUCCUUUUUCUCUAUCUCAGACUAUUUUUCCUAAACUUGUAUUAAAUCAAAGAAUUGCCACAAACAUAAGCAAGCGGAGAUAUUUGAGAUAAGAACGUGAGUUCGAUCACCUUGUUACA
Messenger RNA from Musa acuminata subsp. malaccensis (wild Malaysian banana), 854 nucleotides. Its product is annotated as U11/U12 small nuclear ribonucleoprotein 25 kDa protein. The record is from RefSeq and is a predicted model, not a curated record. Lineage: Eukaryota; Viridiplantae; Streptophyta; Magnoliopsida; Zingiberales; Musaceae. Gene Ontology annotation, molecular function: protein binding. Gene Ontology annotation, biological process: mRNA splicing, via spliceosome.